Molecule: messenger RNA, 1502 nt
Organism: Annulohypoxylon truncatum
Lineage: Eukaryota; Fungi; Ascomycota; Sordariomycetes; Xylariales; Hypoxylaceae
Product: UROD/MetE-like protein
Exons: 2
Coding region: 132-1340 (402 amino acids)
Molecular function (GO): 5-methyltetrahydropteroyltriglutamate-homocysteine S-methyltransferase activity; zinc ion binding
Source: RefSeq, a predicted model, not a curated record
CCUUAUGAAAAGAAAGGCUGCCUUGCCCCUAUUUUGCUGCUUUACGUAACACACCAAGGACCAACGGAAAAUUCAAGUGAGGAGCUGGGGUGAAAAAAUUUCGCCGAGGCUCAUACCCUUACCAAUUGAAGAUGGCACCUCCGUUCCGCGCCGAGCAAUUGGGCUCUUUAUUGAGGCCUGCCGAACUACUUGAAGUUCGUGCCGCUAUCCGGGAUAAGGGCAUCUCAGCAGAGGAAGCUGGACUACCUGCUGUCGAGAAGAAAGCAAUUGGUGAAGUUGUUAAGCUGCAACAAGAGUUGGGGCUUAAAGGUGUUAACUCAGGCGAGUAUAAUCGAACGCGAUUCUGGGGUCUCUUCUGGGAUGAGAUCGUGGGCACUAUCGGCCUACAAGAUGCCGAGGCUAGCAUGUUUCGGUUGUACCAUCCCGAUGUCGUGAGUUUGAUCGAGCAGGACAGGAAGGUUUUCCCUGGAGAAUCGGUCAUUGCUGGGAGCAAGCUAUCGCACGAUCCUAGCAAGUCUGUCUCUAACUUGAACGAACUCCGGGCUGUUCAGGCCUUUGUUCCUGAGAGUGAAUGGGGUAACAUCAAACUCACUAUGAUUGCGCCAUCGUGGUUCCACAUGAGGUACAAGCAAGGGCGCGCGUACACUAAAGAGGCCUAUGCCAAUGACGCCGAAUACUUUGCAGACGUAGCCAAGGUCUAUAAUGCCGAAUUACAGCACCUGUAUAAGGCCGGGCUACGGAAUGUCCAAUUCGAUGACCCGGGAAUGGCUUACUUCUGCUCUCAGGACUUCCGAAAAGGAUGGGAGGAAGAUAAGGACAAUAUCGGGACGUGGGAGGAUCUCCUAGAUGCCUACAUCAAGCUAUAUAACGACUCGAUCCGCGGUUUACCGGCUGACUUCCACUCGGGAAUCCACCUAUGCAGAGGGAACUUCAUAGGAGGCAGGCACUUUGCUACCGGAGCCUACGAUAUCAUCGCUAAGAAGCUCUUCGAGGAGUUGGACGUCAACACCUUCUACCUCGAAUACGAUACUGAGCGCGCGGGAGGCUUCGAACCCCUUAAGUACCUGCCUAAGAAUAAGAACGUCGUUGUUGGUGUCAUCAGCACAAAAGUGCCGCAGCUAGAGGAUAAGGAGACCACGAAGGAGCGUAUCUACAAGGCGGCAGAAUUUGUUGCGGCAGGAAGCGGCCAAUCUCGCGAAGAAGCGCUGAAGAGGAUUUGCAUCAGCCCUCAGUGUGGUUUCAGUACUCAUGAGAGCGGAUACCCUCUGACGGUGGAGGACGAGAAGAAGAAGCUAUCGCUAGUGAGGCAAAUUGCCGAUGAAAUCUGGGGCGAGCCUUAGAUAUAUACAUGACAUUCGAAUUCUGGGUCGACGGCGGUAAAUAACAUUGGAAAAGGCUUAGCGGCGCAUACUUGGUUACUUCAACAGUCCAAAAAUGGGUUUCACGGCUAAAAUAAGGGCGGCGGCAGGGGUUAGGACGGAUGGAUUCAAUGAACAUACCUG